AUGGGAAAGUCGGCUCAAGUUAGAGUCAUUGACAACAUACCCGUCUUGGGUUUGAGCGAAGAAGACGCAGCUUUCUAUAACAGCAUAACAGAAAAACAAAGGAAGACAAUUAUCAGAAAGGUCGAUUUGCGUCUGGUACCCAUGCUAGCGAUUCUAUACCUUAUCUCGCAGCUUGAUCGCGCAAAUAUCGGCAAUGCAAAGAUUGAAGGUCUUUCUGAAGACCUUCACCUCGUCGGAAACCAGUAUAAUGUUGUAUUGGCUCUUUUCUUCAUCCCAUACAUCUUGCUUGAAGUUCCCAGCAAUGUGUUGUUGAGGAAGUUUAGGCCCUCAGUCUAUCUUGGUUCGCUCGUCACACUCUGGGGAAUUAUCAUGACUAUGCACGGUGUUGUCAAUAACUUCGGCGGUUUACUCGCUGUGCGACUCCUUCUCGGUGUCUUUGAAGCUGGGUUUUAUCCUGGCGCGGUUUAUCUCUGCGCAUUUUGGUACAUGCCUAAAGAGCUUGCCACCAGAAUUGCAUACUUCUACUGUACCAGUGCUUUAUCUGGUGCAUUCUCUGGUCUGUUGGCUGCAGCAAUUGCUCUGAUGGAUGGGGUUGGUGGUUAUGAAGGAUGGCGGUGGAUAUUUCUCCUCGAGGGCAUUGCUACCACUUUACUUGGCGUGCUUUGUUUCUUCUUUCUUGUUGAUUCUCCGUCACUUUCCAGUGGAUGGCUAUCUCCCGGUGAGAUCAGAUUUCUCGAACUCCAAACAUUUGUGAAGCAAGGUGGGCGUUUCUCGGAGCAGCACUCUGAUAAAAGAUUCAACUGGUACGAAUUCAAAAUGGUGCUUACCAACUGGAGGCUUUAUCUUCAAGCCUACAUUUUGCUGUGCAUUUCAGCCUGCUCCUACGGAACUAAAUUUACUCUUCCUUCAAUUAUCAAGGCAAUGGGAUUUACCAACAACACAAUCGCACAGCUUAUGACAGUACCUGCUUAUGUGGCAGGAGGCAUUUCUUCUAUUCUCUUUGCCUACUUGUCCGAUCGCUUUCUGUGGCGGAUGCCCUUCAUUGCUGCUCCUAUGUUGCUCAUCACCAUCGGGUACGCCGUGGUGAUGGGAUUCAACGGAAAACUAGGAGGAAGCCAUACAGGGCCAGGAUAUUUUGCUCUUGUAUUGACGUGCAUGGGUAUCUAUCCUGUCCAUCCGUCUGCUACCAGUUGGGCGGCCAACAACCUGGCUCCAGCUAACCGCCGUGCUAUUGGACUUGCUUUUUGCAUUUGCAUGGGCAACAUCGGAGGUAUCAUUGGCAGCUUCAUGUAUCUUGAUAAAGAAGCUCCUACAUAUCACACUGGAUUUGGACUUUCCCUGGCCUUUGGUGCCUCUGGCGUCCUUGCGGCUCUGCUACUGGAACUGAGCUAUAUCUGGGCUAAUAAACAGAAGUCGAAGAUUCCUGAGGAGGAAGUCAGGGCGCAGUUUUCGGAAGACGAAUUGCUAAAGCUGGGUGAUAAGAGCCUGCUGUUCAAGUACACGCUCUAA
Messenger RNA from Trichoderma virens Gv29-8, 1509 nucleotides. RefSeq lists its product as uncharacterized. Gene Ontology annotation, cellular component: membrane. The transcript has 2 exons. The record is from RefSeq and is a predicted model, not a curated record. Gene Ontology annotation, biological process: transmembrane transport. Lineage: Eukaryota; Fungi; Ascomycota; Sordariomycetes; Hypocreales; Hypocreaceae. Gene Ontology annotation, molecular function: transmembrane transporter activity. Bases 1 to 1509 code for a protein of 502 amino acids.